AUGCCUCAAAAUCUUGCUGUUCCUCUUCUCGACAACCAAAUCACGGUCAACGAAUUAAAUGAAUUUCUUCAAAACACAAAAAGGAAUAAAUCGCCAGGUCUAGACCGAGUGCCAUAUGAGUUCCUUACCAAAGCCCCACAAUCAGCAAUAAAUAUUUUAGCUAAACUUUCCAAUCGAAUGCUCGAAUGUGGAAAAGUGGAAUCAGAUUUCCAAAAAAGUAUUAUUUUCUCAAAUUACAAAAAAGGUGAUCAGAACAUCGUCCAAAACUAUAGAGGGAUAUCGUUUAUGGACACUAUUGGAAAAAGCUUUGCCGGAGUUCUAUUAACAAGACUACAGCAAUGGGAAAAAGAAUUUAGUAUCCUAAAUGAGUUCCAAGCUGGAUUUCGAGAAGGCUACAGCACUGCUGAUAAUCCGUUUAACCUCUUCAAUAUCAUAAAACUUCAAAUGAAUGAUAACAAGAAAGUUUACUGUUCCUUCAUUGACUUUAAAGCUGCGUUUGACUAUAUCGACCGAAGAACACUUUUAUACAAACUGCAAAUUUUAGGGAUUUCUGAGAAACUCAUCCCAAUUAUAAGAGAUCUGUAUGAUAAAAGAAAAGCUGCUGUAUGCGAUGGGGAACAAUUGUCAGACUGA
Messenger RNA from Eupeodes corollae, 633 nucleotides. RefSeq lists its product as uncharacterized. The transcript has a single exon. The record is from RefSeq and is a predicted model, not a curated record. NCBI's taxonomy places the organism in Eukaryota, Metazoa, Arthropoda, Insecta, Diptera, Syrphidae. Bases 1 to 633 code for a protein of 210 amino acids.